UUGCAAUGGCAAACUCUAAUAAUUUUCUGCAAUUUCUUGUUCUCAUAAGCGCGGUGCUCAUUUUGUUCGCAAUCCCUUCUGAAUCACAGAAGAAUGGAUGUGGACAAGCCUGUAAAACCCUGAACGAUUGCCCAGGUCAAUUGAUUUGCACAAGCGGCAAGUGCACGGACGAUCCCGACGUGGGCACUCAUAUAUGUUCCAGCGGAGGCGGAGGUGGUGGUGGCAGCGGCGGAUGCAAGUCGAGUGGGCGGCUGCCAGGAAGAAACCCACCUUCUCGAGACGCUUGCAACACCGCCACUGGAGCGGAGUGCUGUACUGCCUCCAAGACCUACGCCAAGUACGAUUGUUCUCCCGCCGUUUCCUCCACCACUCCUGCCAUUCUUACGCUCAACGAUUUCACACAGGGCGGAGACGGAGGCGGCGCUUCGAGCUGCGAAGGAAAGUUUUACAGCAACUCGGAGAAGGUGGUGGCGCUUUCCACCGGGUGGUUCAACGGCAGAAGCCGGUGCUCCAAGAUGAUUCGGAUCUCCGCCAAUGGGAAGAGCGUGGUGGCGCGAGUGGUGGACGAGUGCGACUCUAGGAACGGAUGCGAUGCGGAGCACGGUUAUCAGCCGCCGUGCAGGAAUAAUAUUGUGGAUGCGUCUGUUGCGGUGUGGAAUGCGUUGGGUGUGCCCAAAGACCGCCAAGGAGACGAUUUAUCCGUCACCUGGGAGGACAAUUGCAAGUCGAGUGGUCAGCUGCGGGGAAGAGACCCGCCCACUCGGGACGCUUGCAACACCGACACUGGAGCGGAGUGUUGCAGUUCCUCCAAGAGCUACCCAAAGUUUGACUGUUCUCCCACAGUCUCCUCUGCCACUCUUGCCAUUCUUACGCUCAACGAUUUCACCGAUGGCGGAGACGGAGGCGGGCGUUCGAGCUGCGAAGACAAGUAUUACAGUAACUCGGAGAAGGUGGUGGCGCUUUCCACCGGGUGGUUCGACAGUAGAAGCCGGUGCUCCAAGAUGAUUAGGAUAUCCGCCAACGGGAGGAGCGUGGUGGCGCGAGUGGUGGACGAGUGCGACUCCAGGAAUGGAUGCGAUGAUGAGCACGGUUACCAGCCGCCGUGCAGGAAUAAUAUUGUGGAUGCGUCUGUUGCAGUGUGGAAUGCGUUGGGCGUGCCCAAAGACCGACAAGGUGAUGAUUUCUCCGUCACCUGGGCCAUGGCUUAG
Messenger RNA from Cryptomeria japonica (Japanese cedar), 1208 nucleotides. RefSeq names its product kiwellin-like. Lineage: Eukaryota; Viridiplantae; Streptophyta; Pinopsida; Cupressales; Cupressaceae. The record is from RefSeq and is a predicted model, not a curated record. The transcript is spliced from 3 exons. The coding region runs from base 6 to 1208 and encodes 400 amino acids.